Messenger RNA from Rhinolophus ferrumequinum (greater horseshoe bat), 8042 nucleotides. RefSeq names its product piezo type mechanosensitive ion channel component 1 (gene PIEZO1). Gene Ontology annotation, cellular component: plasma membrane; endoplasmic reticulum. The coding region runs from base 291 to 7877 and encodes 2528 amino acids. The transcript has 51 exons. Gene Ontology annotation, molecular function: monoatomic cation channel activity; mechanosensitive monoatomic ion channel activity. The record is from RefSeq and is a predicted model, not a curated record. Lineage: Eukaryota; Metazoa; Chordata; Mammalia; Chiroptera; Rhinolophidae. Gene Ontology annotation, biological process: regulation of membrane potential; cellular response to mechanical stimulus; detection of mechanical stimulus.
CCGCCGUCCGGCCCUGCUCGGCCUCCGCGAGUUUCCCAGAACCGCGCGCUGAGCUUGCUGGCCGGCAGGGCUGUCCCCGGAGCGGGCGCGGGUCCCGGACCCAGGAGGAGGAGCGCGCGGAGGCGCUCGGGUCCCGGCAGACCGACCAGCCGCGGUGCCUGGCCGCCGCGCGCGGCACGUGCGGCCACCCGCCCUGUGAGCCAUGGCGCGCCAGCCCCGGACGCCCCGCGCCGCCCCUUAGUGCCGCGGCUGCCCAGAGACCCUGGGCGGACCCCGCGGGCCCUCCGGGCAUGGAGCCGCACGUGCUCGGCGCGGUGCUCUACUGGUUGCUGCUGCCUUUCUCUCUUUUGGCCGCCUGCCUCCUCCGCUACAAUGCGCUCUCGCUGGUCUACCUGCUAUUCCUGCUGCUGCUGCCCUGGUUCGCGGGCCCCUCCCGGCAAAGCAUCCAAGGUCACACUGGCCGCCUCCUCCGAGCCCUGUUGUGCUUCAGCCUCCUCUUCCUGGCAGCUCACCUCACCUUCCAGAUAUGCCUACACACCGUGCCUGGCCUGGACCAACUUCUGGGCUCGAACUGCAGCCACUGGGAGAACCUCUCCCGACUUGUGGGAGUCACGAGGCUGGACCUGAAGGACAUCCCCAAUGCCGUGCGGCUGGUGGCCCCCGAUCUGGGCAUCCUGGUGGUCUCUGCCGUGUGCCUUGGCCUCUGUGGGCGCCUCACACGGGAAACCCGGCAGAGCCACUGCACCCGAGAGCCGGACGAUGAUGACAGGGAAGUGGACACUGGCUCCCCAGUGGGGCUGCAGGGAGCCCCUGCGCUGGCCCCCAAGCGGAGGGCGCGGCUGGCCACCCGGUUCCGGAUCACAGCUCACUGGCUGCUAGUGGCCGCCGGGCGGACCCUGGCCAUAGUGCUGCUCGCGCUGGCAGGCAUCGCUCACCCCUCAGCCUUCUCCAGCGUCUACUUCCUGGUCUUCCUGGCCAUCUGCACCUGGUGGGCCUGCCACUUUCCCAUCAGCCCCGUGGGUUUCAGCGUACUGUGUGUCAUGGUGGGAUGCUUUGGCGCUGGCCAUCUCAUCUGUCUCUACUGCUACCAGAUGCCCUUCGCCCAGGACGUGCUCCCACCUGCCAGCAUCUGGGCCAGGGUUUUUGGUCUUAAGGAUUUCGUGACCCGCACCAACUGCUCCAGUUCCAAUGCACUGGUCCUUAACACCAGCCACGACUGGCCUGUGUACGUGGGGCCUGGCAUCCUGCUGCUCCUGUACUACACCGUGACCUCUCUCCUGAAGCUCCGCACACACCACCCGCCCGACCAGAUAAAGGAGGCGGCGGGGGGUGACCAGGAGAGGGAGGUGGAACUGAUGGAAGUGGACCAGUGGCCCCAGGACCAAGCCAAGGCUGCAGCCACCAAGGAGGAGGGCGCUGCCCAGCCCAUGACACCCAUGCCCCUUGGGCUUGACCCUGAAGCUGACAACUGCAUCGUGCAUGACCUGAGCAGCCACAGCCCCGUCCAGCAGCGCCCUGUGCACCCCAGGUUGGCUAGGCCAAGAGAGACGUCUCCACUGCAUGGCCUGGGCCACCUCAUCAUGGACCAGAGCUAUGUGUGUGCCCUCAUCGCCAUGAUGGUGUGGAGCAUCACCUACCACAGCUGGCUGACUUUUGUGCUGCUGCUCUGGGCCUGCCUCAUCUGGACUGUGCGCAGCCGCCACCAGCUGGCCAUGCUGUGUUCGCCCUUCAUCCUGCUCUACGGGCUGGCCCUGUGCGGCCUGCGCUAUGUGUGGGCCAUGGACCUGCAUUCUGAGCUGCCCACCACCCUGGGUCCUGUCAGCCUGCGCCAGCUGGGGCUGGAGCACACCCGCUACCCGUGCCUGGACCUGGGUGCCAUGUUGCUGUACACCCUGACCUUCUGGCUCCUGCUGCGCCAAUUUGUCAAAGAGAAGCUACUGAGGAAGAAGAAGGUGCCGUCUGCACUGAUGGAGGUCACCGUGGCAGACACAGAGCCCACGAGGACGCGGACGCUGCUCCGGAGCCUGGAGGAGCUGAUCACGGGCCUCCACGCCAAGUACUGGAUCUACGUGUGCGCCGGCAUGUUCAUCGUGGUCAGCUUUGCCGGCCGCCUGGUUGUCUACAAGAUCGUCUACAUGUUCCUCUUCUUGCUGUGCCUCACCCUCUUCCAGGUCUACUACAGCCUGUGGAGGAAACUGCUCAAGGUGUUCUGGUGGCUGGUGGUGGCCUACACCAUGCUGGUGCUCAUCGCCGUCUACACCUUCCAGUUCCAGGACUUCCCCAUGUACUGGCGCAACCUGACUGGCUUCACUGACGAGCAGCUCGGAGACCUGGGCCUGGAGCAGUUCAGCGUGUCCGAGCUCUUCUCCAGCAUCCUCAUCCCUGGCUUCUUCCUGCUCGCCUGCAUCCUGCAGCUGCACUACUUCCACCGGCCCUUCAUGCAGCUCACCGACCUGGAGCACAUCCCCCUGCCUGGCGCCAGCCGCCUGCGCUGCACUCACAGGCAGGAUGCAAUGAGCGAGACCCCACUAUUACAGCAGCAGCAGGAGGAGGCCCCCAGGGACGAGGGGCCGAACACCGCUGGCCGCCACCAGGCCACACAGGCCCCGGAAGCCAACAAGUGGGGCCUGGUGGCCGAACGACUGCUGGACCUGUCUGCCAGUUUCUCGAACGUCCUCACCCGCGUGCAGGUGUUUGUGCAGCGUCUGCUGGAACUACACAUCUUCAAGCUGGUAGCCCUGUACACCGUCUGGGUGGCCCUAAACGAGGUGUCUGUGAUGAACCUCCUGCUGGUCGUGCUCUGGGCCUUCGCCCUGCCUUACCCUCGUUUCCGGCCCAUGGCCUCCUGCCUGUCCACCGUAUGGACCUGCAUCAUCAUCGUGUGCAAGAUGCUCUACCAGCUUAAGAUCGUCAGCCCCAGCGAGUACUCCAGCAACUGCACUGAGCCCCUCCCCAAUAGCACCAACCUACAGAAGACGGAGAUCAACCAGUCUUUGCUGUACCGAGGGCCUAUCGACCCAGCCAACUGGUUUGGCGUGCGGAAGGGCUUCCCAAACCUAGGCUACAUCCAGAACCACCUGCAAAUCCUGCUGCUGCUGGUGUUCGAGGCCAUUGUGUACCGGCGCCAAGAACACCACCGCCGGCAGCACCAGCUGGCCCCACUGCCCGCCCAGGCCGUCUGCAUCGAUGGCACCCGCCAGCAGCUGGACCAGGACCUGCUCAGCUGCAUCAAGUACUUCGUCAACUUCUUCUUCUACAAAUUUGGGCUGGAGAUCUGCUUCCUGAUGGCCGUGAAUGUGAUUGGGCAGCGAAUGAACUUCAUGGUCAUCCUGCAUGGCUGCUGGCUGGUGGCCAUCCUCACCCGCCGGCACCGCAGGACCAUCGCCCAUCUCUGGCCCAAGUACUGCCUCUUCCUGACGCUCUUCCUGCUUUAUCAGUACCUGCUAUGCCUGGGCAUCCCCCCAGCCCUGUGCAUCGACUAUCCGUGGCGCUGGAGCCAGGCCAUCCCCAUGAACUCAGCACUCAUCAAGUGGCUGUACCUACCUGACUUCUUCAGGACCCCCAACUCUACCAACCUCAUCAGUGACUUCCUCCUGCUGCUCUGCGCCUCCCAGCAGUGGCAGGUGUUCACGGCUGAACGGACGGAGGAAUGGCAGCACAUGGCUGGCGUCAACACCGACCACCUGGAGACAGUGCUGAGGGAACCCAACCCCGUGCCCAACUUCAUCCACUGCAGGUCCUACCUCGACAUGCUGAAAGUGGCCGUCUUCCGCUACCUCUUCUGGCUGGUGCUGGUGGUGGUGUUCGUCACUGGGGCCACGCGUAUCAGUGUCUUCGGGCUGGGCUACCUGCUGGCCUGUUUCUACCUGCUGCUCUUCGGCACCUCUCUGCUACAGAAGGACACGCGUACCCGCCUCGUGCUGUGGGACUGCCUCAUCCUUUACAACGUCACUGUCAUCAUCUCCAAGAACAUGCUCUCGCUCCUGUCCUGUGUUUUUGUGGAGCAAAUGCAGAGCAGCUUCUGCUGGGUCAUCCAGCUCUUCAGCCUCGUGUGCACAGUCAAAGGCUACUAUGACCCCAAGGAAAUGCUGGGCAAGGGCAAGGACCAGGACUGCCUGCUGCCCGUGGAGGAGGCUGGCAUCCUCUGGGACAGCGUUUGUUUCCUGUUCCUGCUGCUACAGCGUCGCGUCUUCCUCAGCUACUACUUCCUGCACGUCAGGGCCGAGCUUGAGGCCACCGCCCAGCUGGCCUCCAGGGGCUUCGACCUGUACAAUGCUGCCAACCUCAAAAGCAUUGACUUCCACCGCAAGGCCGAAGAGAAGAGCCUGGCCCAGCUGAAAAGACAGAUGGAACGUAUCCGUGCCAAGCAGGAAAAGCAUAGGCAGGGCCGGGUGGGCCUUGGCCAAACCCAGGAGCCCCUAGAACCCGGCCAAGAGCCAGGGCCCAGCAGUCCAGGGGGCUCCUCCCCGCCACGGAGACAGUGGUGGCGGCCCUGGCUGGACCACGCCACAGUCAUCCACUCCGGGGACUAUUUCCUGUUCGAGUCUGACAGCGAGGAGGAGGAGGAGACCCAGACGGAGGACCCCAGGCCAUCGCCACAGAGUGCCUUCCAGAUGGCAUACCAGGCGUGGGUGACCAAUGCCCAGUCGGUGCUGAAGCAGCGGCGGCAGGAACAGGUGCGGGAGCAGGCACAGCAACUGCCUGUGGGAGGCGGACCAGAGGUGGAGUUAGCCGAGGGCCCAGAGGACGUGGUGGCAGGCCGCAGUCACAUGAUGCAGCGGGUGCUGAGCACCGUGCAGUUCCUGUGGGUGCUGGGACAGGCGCUGGUGGACGGGCUGACACACUGGCUGCACACCUUCACCCGACACCACAGCGCCAUGAGUGACGUGCUACGUGCCAAGCGCUACCUGCUCACGCAGAAGCUGCUCAGGAAUGGAGAGGUGCACCGGGGAGAAACGGACCAGCUGUACUCCAGUGAAGUCGAGGCCAUGCCAACAAGCCCCUCGGAGGCCCGCGAGGCACCCAGCACAGUGUCGAGUGGGCUGGGAGCCGAGGAGCCACUGAGCAGCACACCCGGGGAUGCCAGCAGCCCCCUGAGUACUGGCUACAAUACCCGCAGUGGCAGUGAGGAGAUAGUCACCGAGCCCGAGGCUUCCCUGCGCGGCUCCGGAGAGCUUCCCACCAGCACUGGAACCCGGCCACGCACGGCUAGUGAGCUCCUCCUCGACAGGUGCCUGCAAAUCCCGGAGCUGGAGGAGGCUAAGCGCUUCGAGGCUGGGCAGGGCCGAGCACUGCGGCUGCUGCAGGCCGUGUACCAGUGCGUGGCUGCCCACUCGGAGCUGCUCUGCUACUUCAUCAUCAUCCUUAACCACAUGGUCACUGCGUCCGCCGCCUCCCUUGUGCUGCCCGUGCUGGUCUUCCUGUGGGCCAUGCUGUCCAUCCCUCGGCCCAGCAAGCGCUUCUGGAUGACUGCCAUCGUCUUCACUGAGGUCACAGUCGUCACCAAGUACCUGUUCCAGUUUGGCUUCUUCCCCUGGAACAGCUACACAGUGCUUCGGCGCUAUGAGAACAAGCCCUACUUCCCACCACGCAUCCUGGGCCUGGAGAAGACCGACAGCUACAUCAAGUAUGACCUGGUACAGCUCAUGGCCCUCUUCUUCCACCGUUCCCAGCUGCUGUGCUACGGCCUCUGGGACCACGAGGAGGUCCCACUCUCCAGGGAGCAUGACGGGAGCCAUGAGAAGGAGAAGGAGAAGAAGCCUGAGGAGGAGGAGCCAGCCCUGCUGGGACUCCAGACCAAGGCGGGCACAGGGCCCCAGGAGGAGCCAGGGGUGGCUGCGGCUACCACCAAGGACGACAUCCAGGUGGACGCGAUGGAUGGGCCCCCAGAGCAGCCAGUGGAGCCCAAGCCCCGCAACAGGAGACGCAUCAGCCUGCGUUUCAGGAGGAGGAAGCAGAGCGCAGAAUCCAGACAACCAGCAGCCGUUGACACUGACGCCGAGGACGAGGAGGAGGCAGCAGCCGCCUCUCAGAGAGAGAAGAGGCGGAGCCGCCCCCGGGAAAGAGUCAAGGCUCUCGGGAUCCAGCUGCAGACCUUCUGCCUGUCCCUGGCCCAGAGCAUAUACCAGCCUCUGCGGUGUUUCUUCCACGACAUCCUGCACACCAAGUACCGCGCAGCCACCGACGUGUACGCCUUCAUGUUCCUGGCUGACGUUGUCGACUUCAUCAUCAUCAUCUUUGGCUUCUGGGCCUUUGGGAAGCACUCGGCGGCCACGGACAUCACAUCCUCCCUGUCGGACGACCAGGUGCCUGAGGCCUUCCUGGUUAUGCUGCUGAUCCAGUUCAGCACCAUGGUCGUCGACCGUGCCCUCUACCUGCGCAAGACCGUGCUGGGCAAGCUGGCCUUCCAGGUCGUGCUGGUGCUGGCCAUACACCUCUGGAUGUUCUUCAUCCUGCCUGCUGUCACCGAGAGGAUGUUCAGCCAGAACGCAGUGGCCCAGCUGUGGUACUUCGUGAAGUGCAUCUACUUCGCCCUGUCUGCCUACCAGAUCCGCUGUGGCUAUCCCACCCGCAUCCUCGGCAACUUCCUCACCAAGAAGUACAACCACCUUAACCUCUUCCUCUUCCAGGGGUUCCGACUGGUACCGUUCCUGGUAGAGCUGCGGGCCGUGAUGGACUGGGUGUGGACGGACACCACGCUGUCCCUGUCCAACUGGAUGUGCGUGGAGGACAUCUAUGCCAACAUCUUCAUCAUCAAGUGCAGCCGAGAGACAGAAAAGAACUACCCGCAGCCCAAGGGGCAGAAGAAGAAGAAGAUUGUUAAGUAUGGCAUGGGCGGCCUCAUCAUCCUUUUCCUCGUGGGCAUCAUCUGGUUCCCGCUGCUUUUCAUGUCCCUGGUGCGUUCUGUUGUCGGCGUGGUCAACCAGCCCAUCGACGUCACCGUCACCCUCAAGCUGGGUGGCUACGAGCCCCUGUUCACCAUGAGUGCCCAGCAGCCGUCCAUCGUGCCCUUCACACAACAGACCUACGAGGAGCUGUCCAGACAGUUUGAACCCCACCCGUUGGCCAUGCAGUUCAUCAGCCAGUACAGCCCCGAGGACAUUGUCACAGCGCAGAUCGAGGGCAGCUCCGGAGCGCUGUGGCGUAUCAGCCCGCCAAGCCGAGCCCAGAUGAAGCGGGAGCUGUACAACGGCACUGCCGACAUCACCCUGCGCUUCACCUGGAACUUCCAGAGGGACCUGGCCAAGGGCGGCACUGUGGAGUACACCAAUGAGAAGCAUACCCUGGACCUGGCCCCCAACAGCACUGAGCGGCGGCAGCUGGCCAGCCUUCUGGAUGGCACCUCGGACCAGUCAGUGGUCAUUCCCAACCUCUUCCCCAAGUACAUCCGUGCUCCCAAUGGGCCUGAAGCCAACCCCGUGAAGCAGCUGCAGCCCAAUGAGGAGGACGACUACCUUGGCGUGCGCAUCCAGCUGCGGAGGGAGCGUGUGGGCUCGGGGGCUGCCGGCUUCCUUGAGUGGUGGGUCAUCGAGCUGCAGGACUGCCAGGCUGACUGCAACCUGCUUCCCAUGGUCAUCUUCAGCGACAAGGUCAGCCCACCCAGCCUGGGCUUUCUGGCCGGCUACGGAAUCAUGGGACUCUACGUGUCCAUCGUGCUGGUCAUUGGCAAGUUUGUGCGCGGCUUCUUCAGCGAGAUCUCACACUCCAUCAUGUUCGAGGAGCUGCCAUGUGUGGACCGCAUCCUCAAGCUCUGCCAGGACAUCUUCCUGGUGCGGGAGACACGGGAGCUGGAGCUGGAAGAGGAGCUCUACGCCAAACUCAUCUUCCUGUACCGCUCGCCGGAGACCAUGAUCAAGUGGACGCGCGAGAAGGAGUAGGGCCGGGCUCCUUGUGCACCGUGAACCAAGGCGCCGGCCCGGCAGUCAGCAGGGCGGUGCUCCUCGGGCCGUGGGAGCAGAUACCCCAGUCCAAGGCCACCAGCUGUGACACGUCCUCCCAGCCCACUGAGCCCUGAUGCUGCUUUCAGAAGGAAGCUGUUGCCG